AUGGACGUCAAGGCAUCAAAGCACCUCAAAAUCCGCAACGUGACGGUCAUCCAGAAGGGACAGCGGCAGCAGGGCACGUUGCGCCUUGAAGCGUACCACCUCACUUUCAGCUACGUUCCAGCCCAGAGGUCAAGUGACUCAACCUCCAAGCAUGGGGCGCCAGACCACAGACCCAGGGAAAAGACAAUAUGGAUCUCCUAUCCGCUCAUCAACAGCUGUCUGCUCUCGCCAAGCCAUUCGCAGAGCAACACACGUUUACGGAUACGGUGCCGGGACUUCAAAAUGUUUGCUUUUAUAUUCUACGAUGACGCCCAACGCUCCGCUGAUGACAUGGCACGUGAAGUCUUCUAUGCACUCCGCGAUCGAUGCUGUGUGGAACGAGUGCAGGACUUGCACGCAUUCCAUUUCAAAGCACCGCAAGAAGAAAUCGCAGUCGGCGAGUUUGCCUACGAAGCUCGACGAGAAUUUUCCCGCAUGGGCAUCGGCAGCAAAGCAGUCGAGGGACCUGGGAGUGCAUGGCGUAUUACUGAGAUCAAUGCCGACUACUCUUUCUCCCCAACAUAUCCCAAAGUCCUGUGCGUUCCACACUCAGUGAGCGAUAAUAUGCUCAAGUACGGAGGCCCAUUCCGAUCGAAAGCCAGGAUACCCGCACUCACCUACCUGCACUCAAAUGGUGGCAGUAUAACCCGUUCCUCGCAGCCAAUGCCCGGGUUUACGGGGAAACGUAAUCCGCAGGAUGAGAGACUGGUCUCGGCCAUCUUUGCAAGUCACACAGGAUCGCAUCAGUCGCACACAGAUUCACCGCCACGACUUUCCAGGGACGUGCCAGAAUCAUCCUUCGAGGUCGAUGAUUCAAACACAGGAAGACUCGAGAAAGACACUGCGGGCCUGUCGCUUAGUCAAAGUGAGAGUGCACUUGACGAGAAAUUCGUCGAGCACGAGUCUCUACCCAGACCAAAGGUAUACGGGAGCACAAGGCGAAACAUGAUAGUAGACGCCCGGCCAAAGAUUAAUGCUCUGGCAAAUCGUGCGGGAGGUGGUGGCAUGGAGGACGUUGCCAAUUACCGCGCGUCGGACGGCUCUCUUCCGGAGCGUAUAUUUCUUGACAUCCCAAACAUUCAUGUCAUGAGAAAGUCUCUAGAAAAGGUGGUGGAGAGUUUCGCUACCUCGGACAUAACGGAUCUCAGACCAGAUCAAGAGGCCUUGCGCAAAUCUGGUUGGCUACGUUACAUCGCAGCCCUUCUUGAUGGAGCAAAGAUGGUCGCCAGAGCUGUAGGCUUAGGCGGCAGUCACGUUCUACUGCACUGUUCGGAUGGCUGGGACCGCACUUCGCAAGUCGCCGCGAUCGCAGAAGUAAUGCUUGACCCCUAUUAUCGAACUCUCCAGGGCUUUGUGACUCUUGUUCAAAAGGACUUCCUUUCCUUCGGCCACAAGUUCGAACAUCGAAACGGAAUUCUAGGAAGCGAAAAAUGGUUCGACAUUGAGAAUGAAAGGGUGGUGCCUCCACGAUCGAAAGAAAACACUAGCGCGGAUCCCAAAGGCAUCAAUACCUUUGGGUCAAAGGCGAUUUCUGGGGCCAAGAACUGGUUUGAGAAAAGUCGAGACAGUAUCUUUGGCCAAGCAAAUGAUAGUCGAAGCAGUCUUGAUGGCGCUGGUUCUCGACCACCUUCACCGCCUGCCAAUCCAGUCCUCCACGCGCCGGCGAGUACAAGUACAGCGAAAGAUCGCGAACACAAGAUCAAGGAAGACGAGAUUGCACCGAUUUUCCACCAAUUCCUGGACGCCAUUUUUCAACUUCAACACCAGUUUCCCAACGCCUUCGAAUUCAACGAGCGCUUCCUCGUACGACUAUUCUAUCAGACUUACGCCAGCCAGUAUGGCGAGUUCCUGUUCAAUAACGAACGGGACAGGUCUGAAAAUGAAGAUCGCUUUGCAUCAGUGUGGCCACACUUCUUUUCAAGAAGGCGGGAGUUCAUCAAUCCAGAUUAUGUUCCCAAGGUCGACGAUCCUCUCCUAUUCCCAGGCCAGAGCGUCGAGAUUCGGUGGUGGAGCAACCUUUUCGGGCGGAAAGAUGAAGAAAUGAACACACCUCGCUCCCUCGCUCCGCCAGACGCCGAUGCAUAUCUCCCAAGCUUUGCUGUGCAGCCUUCUGAGCUGUCGCUUCCAAGUGAUGACUCCACAGCAGAUGAGCGGCAGAUCCAAGAGACCCGAAGUGUUCCCAGCUUUGAUACUAUGCGAAACGCUAUCACCUCGGCAUUCACCUCAUUCCAGAUGCCAGAAGUCAGCAGCUCGGCCCCUCCUAGACCGAUACUAGAACAACGGGAAACUGAUGUCGAGGUUCUUGCUCAGUACGCUGGUGCGAAUCAGAAGGCAGAUUCCAGUGAAGGUUCAUCAGCUCAAAUGGAAACGAAUGAUGAUGAGGUCUCUACGGAACAGCAGGGAGUGAAAGGUGCUGAGGGGAGUAGCGGACUUGAUGCUACUGCUUUUGCACAGGGAAGCGCUUAUAGAGAUUAG
This is a messenger RNA of Pseudocercospora fijiensis CIRAD86, 2514 nucleotides long. RefSeq lists its product as uncharacterized. Gene Ontology annotation, biological process: dephosphorylation. Gene Ontology annotation, molecular function: phosphatase activity. Bases 1 to 2514 code for a protein of 837 amino acids. NCBI's taxonomy places the organism in Eukaryota, Fungi, Ascomycota, Dothideomycetes, Mycosphaerellales, Mycosphaerellaceae. The transcript has 3 exons. The record is from RefSeq and is a predicted model, not a curated record.